AUGGCCCGCUUUCUCCCUGCCCUCCUGGUCCUCCCCCUCGUCGGGGCUAUCCCGGCCCCGGCUCCCAUGCCCAUGCCCACUCCCCCGGGCAUCCCCUCUGCCGCAACAGCGCAGAACCAGCUGGCGGGGUUGACAGUGGCAGCUCAGGGCUCCAGCGACGGCUACGACCGUGAUUUGUUUCCGCACUGGGACAGCCAGGGGAACUCGUGCGACACGCGCGACAUCGUGCUCAUCCGCGACGGCACCAACGUCAAGCAAGGAUCCAGCUGCGCCGUGAGCGGGACCUGGUACUCGCCCUACGACGGGGCGACCUGGACGGACCCAAGCGACGUGGACAUUGACCAUGUCGUGCCGCUGUCGAAUGCCUGGAAGGUAUGUCCUGUAAGCCUAGAGCCGAGCGUUGCUGAUGUGUACAGUCCGGCGCGUCGAAAUGGACGACUGCCCAGCGCGAGAAGUUUGCCAACGACUUGA
This is a messenger RNA of Aspergillus terreus NIH2624, 471 nucleotides long. RefSeq lists its product as uncharacterized. Lineage: Eukaryota; Fungi; Ascomycota; Eurotiomycetes; Eurotiales; Aspergillaceae. The transcript has 2 exons. Bases 1 to 471 code for a protein of 156 amino acids. The record is from RefSeq and is a predicted model, not a curated record.